AUGCUUGCACUAAGAAUGAACUAGUAUCUGCAAUUAGGUGUUUGGUGCUUGAUAUAUACCUUCAUCUUAAUGAUCUUGAGUUACUUUAAGAAAGGAACAGCAGCUGCUUUACCACAAAAGUCAUCAAAUGGCAGUGCUUCUUAGAAUGUGGUCAAUAGUGGCUAUACUACCUCUUAUCAGCAGCAUUCAUCCUCUGCGGAGGAAAGGAAAUACAUGCAGUAGCAAUUAAUGUAGUUCAAUCAAUAAUCUCGCUUAUAUGAUGAGGAUUAAAAAGAUUAAAGUAGCAGUAGUAAUCUUAGAUUAAGAGAAUAAAAUUAAGAGAGCAGUAGCAGUGAUGAUAAUCAAAUUAAUAAAUAGCCAGUACAAUCUCAUCAAUAGGAUUAGCAGUAUUAAUAAUCUUAGGUUUAUGAGCAAAAUGAGAAAUAAAAUAGUAGAAUGUAGAGCAGUAAUACCAGUAGUAAGAUCGUCAAUAAGUCGAAUGGAAAUAGUGAUUUUAUAGCUGAAAAGAAAAAAGGUAAACGACAAAAAAAUGCCAGCAAUUUGAAGACCAGUAAUCAAUAAAAUCAAAACUAAUAGCCAGGUAUUGAGAUAUAAAACAAGAUCAAGAAAUAAGGGCAAUUUCAAAUAGUCAGUGUAUGCAUCAAUCUGAAGCUUCAUAUAUUGUCAUUGAUAUGCUCAGUCUUGAAUGUAGCAGCUUAGCUAAUUUUAGCAACUGAGUUGGACACUGCUCUUUCAAGAAAUGUGAACCCCUAAAACCAAGAUUUCAGCGACUAUGUUUUAUGCUGGAUGCUAGUUAACUCUUUCAACAUGAUUAUUCUUGUAUUUGCCUUUGUCCAUCAGUUCAUAAUACUACCAGAUUUCUACAGCAAUAAGAAAUAACCGGAGGAAAAUAUAGCAUCUGGAAUUUAUCUACUUUUCAUAGCAAUGAUUGUUAAUAUAUUAGCAAACCUCAUAGUGGAAAGCAGCAGGUCUAGUCUUAAAAUGAUUUUACUUGCCAAUAGCUUGAUCGGAUUAAGAUUCUUGAUCAUCAAAGUUUAUAAAAAUACUCUUGAAAUUUAGCAAAGAGGAAUAAGGCCCUCAAAUCAUUUUAUAAGCUUACUUAAUUUAUGGGGAGAGUUCUUUAUUUUCAUAUUAAUCUGGUCGGUUAUGAAUUUUUCGUAUUUAAAUGACCAUCCUAUGAUAGAUGAUAGCAGUAAUAAGUUAAAGUUAUUUUCUAUCUAAGAUAUUUCAGACUUCGGAAUAUCAUUUAUUUACGUUCUAAGUAUUAUAGCAUUUAAUGCUUCUCUAAGUAAACAAACUUAUUAUUCUUUUGCUGCAUAAUAUGUUAUGCAGCCUGCUUUAGUGUUUGGACUAAUGCUAUUUUACUAUAAUUUCUUUAGUUUAAGAAAUAUGGUAAUGAUUGUUGCCUUUGCAAUUUCAGUGGCGAUUCUGAGACUUUUAUGCAAUGAUUGCCUAGUUUAUAUGAAAAAGUAGUAUAGAGAAAAAACUCAUAAGACAAAAAUCUAUGGAAAAAGAUUCUAAGAGGAUCAAUAUGAGAGACUUCUACCGACUCCUUAUGCUAGUGGAGUUUAAGACCCUAACUACAACACAGAUAACUCCCUUUCAGAUCCUUAAAUAAAAGGCACUUAGUUUAAAUACCUGGCUACCAGGCAAAUAAAUCAAAUACGAUCCAAUUUUGAGUAUUACAUAGUUGAGAAUGAGGUAUCUCUAUUGCUAAAGAAAAGAGCAUGCUUAGAUUUGCACUACAAGUUUAACUCUAUUCAGCACUACUCACUUAAAUUCUACUCUGUCAAUUCUAUGGAUUUGAGUUAGUCUCAAGAUACUAACUUGUAUCAAGAUAGAUAGGAUGAAUAGAGAAUAUUCUUAAAAGCAAUUGAGAACUACUAGAGGAAGCUCUAUCAGUGA
This is a messenger RNA of Stylonychia lemnae, 1905 nucleotides long. The record is from the annotation of a GenBank genome assembly. NCBI's taxonomy places the organism in Eukaryota, Ciliophora, Spirotrichea, Sporadotrichida, Oxytrichidae.